AUGCGUGCCAGUACUGCAUCCCUCAUCGGGGCCUUGGCUGCUUUCAGCAGCUUGGUAGUCGCCCAUCCUCUCACUGAUGCAACCUUGGAGAACCUCUUCAAGCGUGCAGUAUCCCCGGAUAACACUUGUGGGUUUGCAUAUAACGGAGCUGGCAACAACUACACCUGUGAUUCAACAACUGCUGGAACCUGUUGUUCUCAAUAUGGUUACUGCGGUUCUACCUCAGACUAUUGUGGCACCGGAUGCCAAUCUGACUUCGGAUCCUGCACUGGCGGUGGUGACGGUACCGUCACCACCCCCGUUGACCCGCUCCUCUGCGGUGCUACCAAUGGCGGAAAUUCAUGUGCCGCAGGUCUCUGCUGUUCGCAGUACGGAUACUGUGGAAACACCACUGACUACUGUGAUACCGGCUGCCAAUCUACCUAUGGAACCUGUGACACCGGAGCAGACACUGGCAGCGAUACCCUCUGUGGGCCAAUGAACAAUGGUGCUGUUUGUGGUAACGGCGAGUGCUGCAGUCCUGCCGGUUACUGUGGUACCACCGAGGACUACUGCAAGUCUCCGGAUUGUUUGGUUGGAUACGGUACCUGUGAUGCGAGCUUGACACCAGCUGGUGCCAGUACCGCGAGCAUUCCGAGACCAGUUUUGGGAAGUGUGCCAUACGGUGCGGAUAUCUAUGACUGUGGUAACAACCCGGGUGUUGUUGGUUUGACUUUCGAUGAUGGUCCAUACCUCUACACCAAUGACCUUCUCGAUAUUCUCGCAUCAUAUGGUGCCAAGGCUACCUUCUUUAUCACCGGAAACAACAACGGAAAGGGUUCGAUUGAUACAACUGCUGCUUGGACCUCAGUUAUCCAGAGGAUGAUCGCAGACGGUCAUCAGGUCGCUUCUCACACUUGGUCUCACGCAAACUUGUCUUCGUACUCUGCCGCUGAUCAGGAGACGGAGAUGAUCAAGAACGAGAUGGCGCUCCGCAACAUCAUCGGGAAGAUCCCAACUUACAUGCGUCCUCCGUACUCUGAGUGCAAUGAUGUUUGCAAGUCUACCAUGACCAAGCUCGGAUACCACGUCACCUACUUCGAUCUCGAUACCCAGGAUUACCUCCACACCACCCCCGAGACUCAGCAGCUGUCAAAGGAUGUCGUUCACAACAUCUUGUCUGGUGCUAACUCGGCCACCGAUGACUACUUGUCGAUCGAGCACGAUAUCCAUGAUCAGUCCGUACACAACUUGACUGGGUAUUUCCUGGACCAAAUGGUUGCUUACGGCUUCAAGGCUGUGACUGCCGGUACUUGCUUGGGUGAUCCUGAGGCAAACUGGUAUAGAGAUGCCUCUGGUACCUCUUCGCGCCUGUAA
Molecule: messenger RNA, 1356 nt
Organism: Morchella importuna
Lineage: Eukaryota; Fungi; Ascomycota; Pezizomycetes; Pezizales; Morchellaceae
Exons: 4
Coding region: 1-1356 (451 amino acids)
Biological process (GO): carbohydrate metabolic process
Molecular function (GO): hydrolase activity, acting on carbon-nitrogen (but not peptide) bonds; chitin binding
Source: RefSeq, a predicted model, not a curated record